GUGUGUGUGUGUGUGUGUCAUUGGAUGGGAAAGAUGAACAGAAGAUCCACUAAAGACAAGGAUGCUAAUGGACAUCCAAGUGCGUCCAAUGGCAAGAAGGUGGAACUGGGGAAGAAAGUUACUUUGCUCUCAGGGAUCUCCGUCAUCACGGGCACCAUCAUUGGUGCUGGCAUCUUCAUCUCUCCUAAGGGAAUCCUCCAACAUUCAGGCAGCGUUGGAAUGUCUUUGAUUGUGUGGAUUGCUUGCGGUGUGCUUUCACUCUUUGGAGCUUUGUCUUAUGCGGAGCUGGGAACUUGCAUUCGGAAAUCUGGUGGACAUUACACGUACUUACUGGAGGCUUUUGGCCCAGAGGUGGCUUUCAUAAAUCUGUGGGCCAACCUCGUGGCUAUCAGGCCUGCUGGGAUGUCAGUCAUCUCUCUGGCAUUUGGUCAGUAUAUCUUGGAGCCUUUGUUCACACCCUGUGGUGUGCCACCUCUUGCUGUCAAACUGGUCACGGCCGUCGGACUCACGUCAGUAAUGUUCACUAAUAGUAUGAGUGUGACGUGGACAGCCAGGAUUCAAGUUGUCCUAACCUUCUGCAAGCUGGUGGCCGUCAUCUUUAUCAUAUUUCCUGGAUUAUACUACCUCUUCAAAGGGGAGACCCGCAACUUUGAAAAUGCCUUUGAACUAAACAAAGUGGAGAUUUCGUCUUUGCCUCUGGCCUUCUAUUCUGGGAUGUAUGCAUAUGCUGGGUGGUUUUACCUUAAUUUUGUCACAGAAGAAAUUGAUCAUCCUGAGAGGACGGUGCCUAUGGCUAUCUGUAUCUCCAUGGGGAUUGUGACGACCUGCUAUGUGCUAAUCAAUUUGGCGUACUACACAGUGAUGACAGCCGACGAAAUCCUAUCCUCAGAAGCAGUCGCUGUGACAUUUGCAAAUAAAGUGAUGGGAGAUUUGUCAUUAGCAGUACCUGUAUUUGUGGCCUUGUCGUGCUAUGGUUCCAUGAACGGCAGCCUCUUGGCCCUGUCAAGAACGUUUUUGGUUGCAUCACGUGAACGACAACUACCUGAGGUUUACUCAAUGAUUCACCUGCGUCGAAACACUCCAAUACCUGCCGUCCUCAUACUGUAUCCACUGACGCUUCUCCAGCUGUUCGUGGGAGACAUCUACAGCCUGUUAAACUUCAUGAGCUUCCUGCGGUGGCUAUCGAUUGGUGUGGUGGUGGUUGGUUUGGUCUACCUUCGAUACACUCAGCCUGACCUGCCACGCCCCUUUAAGGUGCCGAUCUUCAUCCCGGUGGUGUUUAGUUUGACUUGCUUCUUCAUGGUUUUCCUCUCUCUAUACUCGGACCCAAUCAACACAGGAACUGGAUUUGCCAUUUCCCUAACAGGGAUCCCGGCCUACUACAUCUUUAUUCACUUUGACUGGAAGCCUAAGUGGUUAAAGAGGGCUUUAGAUUCUAUCAACAGAACCCUACAGAUUCUCCUGGAGGUGGUUCCUGCUGACCAAUAACUGCAUGCGCAUCCCACAUUAUAUACAACAAACACACAUUCCUACAAUAAACGCACAUUCAUACAAUAAAUACACAUUAACACAAUAAACACUCAUUAAUACAAUAAAUAAAUAUUACAACUUCUGUGCGUAAACGGAAUCAGUGAUUGUGAUACACCAGUAAUAAAAUACCCUGUUCUUAUUAGGAAUGUAGCGGUACUGGAAAGAUUGCAGUAUUUCAGUUUCAAUAAGCUAGCAAUAAUGCUUUGACGUGUGACAGUAUCAACUGAGAACUGGGAGUACUUUCAUUAGUGUAGCUUUUUUGGCACUAUUUCGAAAUUACCAUAUUUUUCGGAGUAUAAGUCGCACUGGAGUAUAAGCCGCACCAGCCGAAAAUGCAUAAUAAAGAAGGAAAAAAAUAUAUAUACCGGUAAGUCGCAUUUUUUGGGAAAAUGUAUUUGAUAAAACCCAACACCAAGAAUAGACAUUUGAUAGGCAAUUUAAGAUAAAUAAAGAAUAGUGAACAACCGGCUGAAUAAGUGUACGUUAUAUGACGCAUAAAUAACCAACUGAGAACGUGCCUGGUAUGUUAACGUAACAUAUUAUGGUAAGAGUCAUUCAAAUAACUAUAACAUAUAGAACAUGCUAUACAUUUACCAAACAAUCUGUCACUCCUAAUCGCUAAAUCCCAUGAAAUCUUAUACGUCUAGUCUCUUACGUGAAUGAGCUAAAUAAUGUUAUUUGAUAUUUUACGGUAAUGUGUUAAUAAUUUCACACCAAGUCGCUCAAGAGUAUAAGUCGCACCCCUGGCCAAACUAUGAAAAAAACUGCGACUUGUAGUCAGAAAAAUACGGUAAUUUAAAAAACACUUUGCAGACAGUCCCAGAAAGAAUACAAACAAUAUGAUAAGGUCCAUCACACAUAAAUUAUUGAUGUAAAUCCAAGAAGCAAGGAAACAUCAAAUUGUGAUUUAAUUUAACUAAGUUUUCCUCAUGACAACUUAAUACUACCAUAAAUAUGAAUACAACAUUUGUGCUUAAUUAGAGUACGUACAUGUGUUUAUCAUUAACAUUACAGGCACUUAAUUUUUCACAUUAAGGCAUAUUUCCCAAGUCAUAUUUUUAUUCGAGAAUACUGCAAUAAGAUGAUCAUUUUGUUACUUCUCUCGUCAUUAUCCACAAAAAACGUCAUUUGGAGUGCUGUUGUAUAUUUUACUCAAGCAAUGAGUAUAUU
This is a messenger RNA of Nerophis lumbriciformis (worm pipefish), 2700 nucleotides long. RefSeq names its product solute carrier family 7 member 11 (gene slc7a11). Gene Ontology annotation, cellular component: membrane. Gene Ontology annotation, biological process: amino acid transmembrane transport. The record is from RefSeq and is a predicted model, not a curated record. Lineage: Eukaryota; Metazoa; Chordata; Actinopteri; Syngnathiformes; Syngnathidae. Gene Ontology annotation, molecular function: L-amino acid transmembrane transporter activity.